Messenger RNA from Rubroshorea leprosula, 2748 nucleotides. NCBI's taxonomy places the organism in Eukaryota, Viridiplantae, Streptophyta, Magnoliopsida, Malvales, Dipterocarpaceae. The record is from the annotation of a GenBank genome assembly.
AACUAACUUUCCCAAAAAGCCACUUACCAACCUAAACUCAACAUGCCUCCUAGAAGACAAAAUCCUCCUCGUCAAUGAGCUAUUCGAGACAUAGAGAUGGAAGAACUACGUCAACAAACUCAAAGGCUUCAAGAAAGACUUGAAGCUUUUGAGGGUCAACAAGCUCAACACUUGCAAGAUGAACCCCACGAGUUAGAGGAAUAUACUGACAAUGAGAAUCCUUUCCAUCACCUAAGGGAUAAUGAAAGCUCAUCAUCAACAGAAAGAGUUCGUCGUCGACGUCCCCAACGUCCCCAACAAAAUGUUGCUCCCAAAUCCACUAACCUUGGCAUCAAAAUCGAUAUUCCAGAUUUUGAAGGUCGCCUUCAACUAGAUGAAUUUAUCAAUUGGUUGCACACUAUAGAACGUGUGUUUAAACUCAAGGAUAUUCUUGACAACAAGCGUGUAAAGCUCGUCACCAUCAAAUUAAAGAAACAUGCAUCCAUUUGGGUUGAAAAGCAAAUCUCAAAGAAGAAUAUCACUAGUGCUUUAAAAUCGCGAGAUUUUGGAGCCAGCCAAGGGACUCAAGCCUCAAAAACUGUUGCCAAGACCCUUGCCAAGGCUGAGAAGGAAGUUAGCUCGAGCCGUCCAGCUCAAUCUAACACUCGAAAGUGUUUCAAGUGUCAAGGAUUUUGCCACAUAGCCUCCAAUUGUCCAAAUAGGAGAGCUGUCACCAUUAUCGGAGGAGAAAUUCAUGAAGCCUUAAAAGAUGAAGUAGAAAAGGAGCAAAAUGAUGAAACUGAGUCACCACAGCUUGAGGAAGAACUCAUCCCAGCUGACCAUGGAGAAUCUUUGGUUGUGCAUUGUACCAAGAUGACGUAUGGUGUGAUGUUAUUCCCAUGGAUGCUUGUCACUUGUUACUUAGUUGCCCUUGGCAAUUUGACCGAGAGGCUAUCCAUGACGGCCAUGCCAACACCUACUCAAUUUUCUGAUGUUGUUCCUGAUGAGAUCCCUCAUGGAUUACCACCAAUGAGAGACAUUCAACAUGCCAUUGAUUUCAUCCGAGGAUCUGUCAUUCCAAACAAGCCUGCUUAUCAGAUGAACCCUCAAGAGUAUGCGGAACUUCAACGACAAGUCAAAGAGCUGAUAGAGAAAGGACUUGUCAAGGAAAGUGUUAGCCCAUGUGCCGUGCCUGUACUACUAGUCCCAAAGAAAGAUGGAACUUGGAGAAUUUUCCAUGGCUUGGCAUCUUUUUACCGAAGAUUCAUCAAGAAUUUCAGUUCUAUUGCCUCCCUAAUCACUGAUAGCAUUAAGGGUGACAAAAUUUCAUGGAGCGACAAAGCCCAAAAGAGUUUUGAAGGAUUGAAGAGGAAGCUCACUGAAGCCCCUGUACUUGCACUUCCCAACUUUGACUUGAUGUUUGAAGUAGAUUGUGAUGCUUCUAAUGUUGGAAUUGGUGCAGUGCUAAGUCAAGAAGGACAACCCAUUGCCUUCUUUAGUGAAAAGUUCAAUGACACAAAGCUUAGAUAUUCCACCUAUGACAAACAAUUCUAUGCAAUUGUUCGAGCCUUGGAGCAUUGGAUCACUGGAUUUGAAGUGAUCAAGGAGUUGUAUAAGGAUGAUCCUGAUUUUAGCAGCAUUUGGGAAGCCACUUCUAAUCAAGCCUUUCAGCAAUAUCACUGCCAGCAAGAUUACCUCUUCAAGGGUAACCGACUAUGUGUUCCAUGUUGCUCACUCCGAGAUUCAAUUAUUUGGGAAGCACAUAAUGGUGGAUUAGCUGGUCAUUUUGGUAGAGACAAGACUUUAGCUCUUGCUAAAGAAAAUUUUUAUUGGCCAAAGCUGGAGCAGAAUGUCAUUCGUCACAUUCAAAGAUGCAAAGUUUGUCACCAAGCCGAGACACAAAACACAGGGUUGUAUUUGCCAUUGCCUAUCCCAACAUCACCUUGGGAAGAUAAAACUAAUGAUGCUUCUCUCAUUGCUGAGUUAUAUUUUAGAGAGAUUGUGCGUCUAUAUGGAGUUCCAAAGACUAUCACUUCAGAUAGAGAUAUGAAGUUCAUGAGUCAUUUUUGGAGGACUUUAUGGAGAAAGAUGGGUACUCAACUCCAAUUCAGUUCUGCCAGUCAUCCCCAAACCAAUGGUCAAACUAAAGCUAUCAACAAGAUUUUGGGGAAUCUACUACGAAGUUUUGUGGGAAAGAAUUUGCAACAAUGGGAUCUUAUGCUUGCCCAAGCUGAGUUUGCUUACAAUAACUAUUCAAAUCAAGCUUCAGGAAAAUGCCCAUUCGAAGUAGUAUAUGGAGUGCGUCCUCUCAACCCUUUAGAUCUUGCUCCAUUGCCCACAUCCCGACAAUUUAGUGCAGAUGCUGAACAACGAGCCAAGGAGAUAAAGAAACUUCAUGAAGAAGUUUGUGAAAAGCUACAACGUCAAACCAUCAGGUAUAAGGCUCAUCAUGACAAGCACCAAAGGAAGGUUGUGUACAAGGAAGGACAUUGGGUUUGGAUACACCUUCGGAAGGAAAGGUUUCCUAACCAACCUAAUGCCAAACUCUCCCCUAGAGCAGAUGGUCCUUCUUAGAUAGUGGAGAAGCUCAAUGAUAAUGCUUACAAGAUCAAACUCCCAGGUGACUAUGGAGUCUCUACUACUUUUAAUGUCACUGACUUAUCUCUUUACUAUGAGGAUCAUGAGCAUUGAUCUCAAACUCGAGGAUGAGUUUCCUCCAACCAGGGGAGAGGCACUAGGAGAAAUUACUAAGAAAUUGCAACAAGCAUG